Messenger RNA from Ruditapes philippinarum (Manila clam), 2233 nucleotides. RefSeq names its product putative neutral sphingomyelinase. Gene Ontology annotation, cellular component: cytoplasm. The record is from RefSeq and is a predicted model, not a curated record. The coding region runs from base 55 to 1221 and encodes 388 amino acids. The transcript has 8 exons. Gene Ontology annotation, molecular function: sphingomyelin phosphodiesterase activity. NCBI's taxonomy places the organism in Eukaryota, Metazoa, Mollusca, Bivalvia, Venerida, Veneridae.
CUUAAAAGAACGGGAUAUAGACAAUCGCGAAGCGAGAACAAGUAAACUUAAACUAUGAAAAUAAAGAUUUUGACUUUAAAUUGCUGGGGAGUCCCAGUACCAUUUGUUUGUAAGAAUAGGAAAGAGAGGUUUGUGGCUAUAGGAGAGGAGGUGGGAAGAUCAUCAUAUGACAUAGUAGCUUUUCAAGAGGUAUGGCACAAAGGUGACUUUGAGAUACUGAAAAGAAAUAUAGGAAACACUUUACCAUAUAGUCAUUAUUUCUACAGCGGAAGUAUAGGCAGUGGUUUGUGCCUGUUCUCGAAGCAUCCUAUCCAGGAAACAUUAUACCACAGGUUCGAUCCUAACGGUUACUGUCAUAAGAUACAGCAUGGUGACUGGUUCGGUGGAAAGGGUCUCGGAUUGGCCAAGAUAAACAUUUCCGGGACCAUUGUACAUUUGUAUGUUACACAUAUUCAUGCAGAAUAUAACAGAGAGAAUGAUGAGUAUCUGGCUCACAGAGUUUGUCAAUCGUUCAGUACUAGCCAGUUUAUUAACUAUACAUGUAACAUGGCAGAUGUGUCCUUACUUUGUGGAGACUUGAACUUUGAACCUGUUGAUUUAGGAUAUAAUAUGAUUUGUUGUAACGGAAGUCUGAAGGAUGCAUGGUUAGAAAAGCAAAGUACGAGGACAGAAGAUAAGGAAGGUAACACAUGUGACUGUCCAGGUAACAGUUACUGUGGAGACAAAUCUGCCAACAGCAAGAGGAUAGACUAUAUUCUGUACAAGGAAGGAGAAGGUGUAAGUGUGGUAGUCGAGGACUGUUCGUUGGCAAUGGGUAAAGUUCCAGGAAAACCUUUCAGCUACUCUGAUCAUGAAGGUGUUGAAGCAACAUUAUCUGUAGAGAAAAAAGAUAAAAAAGUUCCCAUAGAACAACCAGAUAAAGAAACCCUGUCCGGAAUACUACAGAAAUCCAUUAACAUCAUUGAUUCCGGUCUUCAAACGACGAGAACAAACCGACGGUUCUUCAUCGCCUUCACCAUACUAUGCCUGGCUCUAGCCUACGUCAUAUCUGUGAUACAUAUUCCAUAUCCCGUAGAUUAUUUUGUUACAUUCUUCAAAUUAGUAUUAAUUCUGUUGAUGGGGUUUGGUAUUUCACAGUUUCUGAUUAUGAUAAGAUCAGAGGUGCAUGGCUUAGAGGCCGGUAGACUGGACAUGAAAAACUUGUUACAAAAUUUAAAAUAAUACAAGAUUAUAUCAUAGGCAAAUUAUUUGAUAAAAUGUGAUCUUGUUGAAGGGAAGUAAUAAAGUUUUUUAACCUUCAGAGCCUGGUUACUUCUUUAAAACAUUCAUAAAUCUUAAUCUAAUUUAGUAUAGAAGCAAAAUAAUAAGUUUUAAACCUCAUUACUUAUUGGAAACAUUCAAUAAUCUUUUACUAACUUAGUUCAAGUAUUUAGUGUGAUUUACUAGAUAAGAUACAUACAUGUAUGUACCUGUGGGUCAUAAAACCUGACUCGAACUCGCUAAGCUAAGGUACUCGGUAAUUAGAAAAUUCAGUCUUCAUUAUUGUAUAAACAGUGAUGUGUUAUAUUAUUUCUUUUUCCUGGUAGAUUUGAAAAUGAUAUUCAUAUACACAUAUAAACAAAAUAUUAGUGAAAAAGCUUUUAUUAGAUAAUAAAUAUUAUUAUUAAAAUUGCUAUGUACUUAUAAAAUUUAUAUAAACUCUGUUACAACUUUACUGUUUAUAUGUAUUUUACGUAAUAUAAUAAUGUAAAUAAAUGUAAGUCAGCUGUUUUGCUAUUGUUCACUUAAUUAAAGCUGGUCAAUCUUAUUUUAGGUAUGUACUGUUAUUUUGAUAGGUAUGUUUUUUGUUUGUUUAUUUGUUUCUAAACUGUUGCAUAUUUAUGUCUUUAGAAAGAUUUAAUGUUUUUUGUUGUUCUUUUAACAUUAUUUAACAUUACACCAUGUGAUUCAAAUAGACAUAUAAUUAUGGCAAUAUUUUCAAACUAUCCUUUUGAAAAGUAAGAAAAAUUAUUUUAAUAUAUAGAGACAGCGUUCAAGGUUCUCAUAUAUUGUAUAAUACAUAAAUGAUAGAAUAAGAGGAGUUUUAUGUGUAUAUUAUGUGUGACAAAUAAAAAAAACCCAACAUUUACAACUUUAUAAAUUCUGGAUGAUAAACAAUUAGUAAUUAAGUUAACUGACAAUUAACUGUUAUUAGUGUUAAAACAUAGAAGGUUUGGGCGUGAUGGAUAUUUGU